AUGCCGUAUUUCGCUGAUCUACCUAGAGUUGUUAGGAAAGAGAUCACUUGGAUUAACCAUCCUGAGAGUGUAGUCACUGACGAUACCCUCGAGGCUACCGCUUCUCCGGGUAAGUCAGGGUAUAUUCCAGAAGAUAUUCUCAAACCCUCUGAAGAACAGAGAUCUUAUUGGCCUAUCUUCACCGCUGGAGCUGGUCUAUUCUCUGAUGGAUAUGUCGCCAACUCUAUCGGUGUGGCCGCCACAUGUUUCAAGAAGAUCUAUGGCGCCGAUAAAGUCACUGGUUCCAAGGCCAUGAGCAACGUCGCAUCUAUUGCAUUCGUUGGUACCGUGGUUGGACAGUUAUCCUUUGGUUUCGUUUCGGAUUACGUCAGUAGAAAGGUUGGUAUGCUUGUCUCUUCUGGAGGUUUGAUCAUCUUCGCCAUUCUCUGUGCUGGUGCAUGGGGUGUUGGCACCGAGGCCAAAUACGGUGGAAACCCGGGAGGAGUGUUUGCAGCAUUAGCUGCUUACAGAUUUUUCCUUGGUGUCUUCAUUGGUGCCGAGUAUCCAACCGGUUCUGCUGCCUGUGCCGAGGCUUCUGCAUUGCUUCCUGCUGGCCACAGAAACAGAUACUUCUCUUGGUUCACCAACACCAUGAUUGACCUUGGUUUCGUCGUUGCCGCAUUCGUUCCUAUGGUUUGUCUUUGGAUCUUCAAGCCUCACAACCUCCAGCCCGUUUGGAGAAUUACUCUUGGACUCGGAGCCAUCCCACCUUUGUCUUUGUUCUUGCUCAGAUUAAAGUUCAAGGAAGGUGAACAGUUCCGUAAGACCAACUUCAAGCAUGUCAAGGUCCCUUGGGGACUGGUGUUCAAAUACUACUGGUUCAGACUAUUCAUUGUCAUGCUCAUCUGGUGGAUUUACGAUUUCUCCGCUUACGCUUUCGGUAUCUACUCCACCACAAUCUUGGACAUCAUUAUUCCUGAUGGUGACCUCUACAAGACUUUCGGAUGGAACGUUGUGUUCAACUUGUUCUACAUGCCUGGUGCAUUUGCCGGUGCUCUUGUGGCCGACUACAUUGGUCCAAGACUCACCUUGGUGACCGGUGUGCUUCUCCAAGCCAUCUUUGGUUUCGCCAUGGCAGGUGCUCUUCCAACUUUGAAGGAGCACGUUGCCGGCUUCACCGUUUUCUACGGUAUCUUCAUGACUUUUGGGGAGUUUGGACCGGGUGACAACAUUGGUCUUCUCGCAUCCAAGACUUGUGCUACCCCUGUUCGUGGCGUGUACUAUUCGAUCGCCGCUGCUUUUGGUAAGAUUGGUGCUUUCUGCGGAACAUGGGCCUUCCCAGCCUUCCAGGCGAACUAUAAAGGAGACAUGGGUCUUCAAGCGCCUUUCUACCUUGCUUCGUCUUUGGCUAUCGUUUCUGCCGGUCUUGCAUUGUUCUUCUUGCCUCCUGUUGACCAAGAAGCCAUGCAAAGAGAAGAUGUCGAUUUCUUGAACUACUUACAAGAUAACGGCUUUGACAUCAGUCAACUUGGAGACGGACUGCUCAGAGAAGCUCUCAAAGAGAAAGAGAUUGUCCACGAGGACUUUGAGCCAUCUAAAGCGUCUGAUUAA
Messenger RNA from Ogataea philodendri, 1590 nucleotides. RefSeq lists its product as uncharacterized. Gene Ontology annotation, molecular function: carboxylic acid transmembrane transporter activity. The coding region runs from base 1 to 1590 and encodes 529 amino acids. Gene Ontology annotation, cellular component: plasma membrane. NCBI's taxonomy places the organism in Eukaryota, Fungi, Ascomycota, Pichiomycetes, Pichiales, Pichiaceae. Gene Ontology annotation, biological process: transmembrane transport; carboxylic acid transport. The transcript has a single exon. The record is from RefSeq and is a predicted model, not a curated record.